AUGCUGAGAAAUCCCGUUAUCCGGAGAGCGGCCAGCACUCAACUCGCUCGUAACGUACGCGCCACUUCUGCUGUUGUCAAUGUCACUCGCUCGUACGCCAGCACCCCUGAUCCCAACGCUAACCCCAUUACCGGCAAGACAACCUUUGGCAAUCUUUCCGACGAAGAUCGUAUCUUCACCAACGUGUAUUUGCGUCACGACUAUCGUCUCAAGGGUGCCUUGAAGCGUGGUGACUGGUACAAGACCAAGGAGCUCGUUUUGAAGGGUCACGAAUGGAUUCUUCAAGAAAUGAAGGAGUCAGGUCUUCGUGGUCGUGGUGGUGCAGGUUUCCCCACAGGUCUCAAGUGGAGCUUCAUGAACAAGCCUCUUGAUGGCAGACCUCGUUACUUGGUUGUGAACGCUGAUGAAGGUGAACCUGGUACUUGUAAGGAUCGUGAAAUCAUGCGUGGUGAUCCCCACAAGCUUGUUGAAGGCUGUCUUCUUGCCGGUGUCGCUAUGAAGGCAAAUGCUGCAUACAUUUAUAUCCGUGGUGAAUUCUACCAGGAAGCAUCUCAUUUGCAAGAAGCUAUCAACGAAGCUUAUGAAGCUGGUCUCAUUGGUAAGAACGCCUGUGGCUCUGGUUAUGACUUUGAUGUCUACAUCCACCGUGGUGCUGGUGCCUAUAUUUGUGGUGAAGAAACCUCCUUGAUCGAAUCCAUCGAGGGCAAACAAGGCAAGCCUAGAUUGAAGCCUCCAUUCCCCGCCGAUGUUGGUCUUUUCGGUUGUCCCUCCACUGUCACCAACGUUGAAACCGUUGCUGUUGCUCCCACCAUCUUGAGACGUGGUGGUAAAUGGUUUGCCAGCUUUGGUCGUGCUCGCAAUCAAGGCACCAAGCUCUUCUGUAUCUCGGGUCACGUCAACAACCCUUGCACUGUUGAGGAAGAAAUGUCUAUUCCCUUGCGUGAAUUGAUCGAGAAGCACUGUGGUGGUGUACGUGGUGGUUGGGAUAACCUUCUUGGUAUCGUUCCUGGUGGUUGCUCUGUUCCAAUUCUUCCCAAGCACAUUUGCGAUGAUGUCUUGAUGGACUUUGAUGCUCUUCGUGAUGUUACUUCGGGUCUUGGUACUGCUGCUGUUAUUGUCAUGGAUAAGUCAACCGAUGUUGUCAGAGCCAUUUCUCGUUUCGCAAAGUUCUAUCGUCACGAAUCGUGUGGUCAAUGUACUCCUUGCCGUGAAGGUACCAAGUGGCUCGAAAUGAUGAUGGAUCGCUUCGAAGAUGGCCGUGGUCGCCCUGAGGAAAUUGAUCAACUUUGGGAAUUGACCAAGCAAAUUGAAGGCCACACCAUUUGCGCUUUGGGUGAUGCCGCUGCAUGGCCCGUCCAAGGUUUGAUCCGUCACUUCCGUCCUGAACUUGAGGAACGUAUGGCCAAGUUCCAGCAAUCGCUCGAAGCCGACCAGGCAAAAUUGGGCGCUUAG
Lichtheimia ornata is the source of this 1452-nucleotide messenger RNA. RefSeq names its product NADH dehydrogenase [ubiquinone] flavoprotein 1, mitochondrial. The record is from RefSeq and is a predicted model, not a curated record. Gene Ontology annotation, molecular function: NAD binding; 4 iron, 4 sulfur cluster binding; NADH dehydrogenase (ubiquinone) activity. The transcript is spliced from 8 exons. Bases 1 to 1452 code for a protein of 483 amino acids. Lineage: Eukaryota; Fungi; Mucoromycota; Mucoromycetes; Mucorales; Lichtheimiaceae.